AUGCAACGAGGUAGCUUAAGGACAGACAAUUUUUCGGUUGAACUGUCUAGCGCAAAUAAUGGAGAUGUUCCGCUAGUCCCUGUUCUGUCAAAUGAAAAUAUUGAGGGAACUGACGGUGCCAUUGCCAAUGCUGCGAUUACCGGUACUAAAAAAAUUAUGGACCCUGAAGUUUCUUCUGCCUCCUUGAAUGGGCAUGGCGACCGAGAAGAAUGCACUAAGGAAUGGGAUGAAAUGUCUGUGUCAAAAGCCACCUGCAAUGAAGAAGUGGAGAAUCAGGAUCCAUCAAAUGAUACUUUUGAAAAAGUUGGCAGUAGCAUACAAAAAGUCACUGGGUUGUGCUAUGCACGACCCACUUUGAACGGUGGUACCGCAAAUAGUGUUGGAUGUCCUACUAAUGGACCAACGAGCACGUCGAACUCUUAUAGUGAUGGGGUUCCAGCAACUGGCUCCUUGAAACUACCCGUAGGUCUUUCGCCUCCUCGACUUCUUAAAGCCGACGACGAUGAUGUCAUUGAUUUGCUUGAAGACGAAAAUCCUGUUACAUCUGCUAAGGAAACUCAUCUCAAUCAACUGUUAUCCAGAUUUAUCGAUUCCGUGAAGGCGGCAAAUUUGAGUGAGAAAACUGAUUCUACGAAGACUGUAGAAUAUUCGAUUGUUACAAGGGUGCCAGAUGCUCAGACAGGGAGACUCUCUAUUCAGUUGGACACGGUCGCCUACAAGCCAAACCAUUCAAAAGCAGUAACUUUCACCGAUCGUCGUAUGUGGGCUAGACAUCGGUUGGAGUUGCAAGCGAUCAUGCGCUCCAAACGACUUCGGCAAUAUGAUGAACGAAUGCGGCAUUAUGAAGGCCCACAUACUAGCUCGAAAAAGUCUGACAGUGAUUUGGAUGAGGCCGAAGAAUGGUUGGAAUGUGAUGAGAGUGACACCUCUACAGAAACAGAAACGGAACAGGAAGAGAAUGAAGAUGGGAAUGGGGAUGAAGACGAGGAUAUUGAUGAAAAUCCCAGCGUAUCAAACAUUCAAAAGAAAGUGAGUCCGUUCGUGGAUGAUGAAGCAGAGGAGAAUGAUGAUAGUGAAGAUUGUGAAGUUGAUAUUGGGGCCUCACAGCAAAGUGCAACUGAAAUUUGUGAGUCUCUAUCUAGCAAUUUUCCUGCAGUUGUCAUGACAUCUCAAGGGUUGGCGUCUAGAGCGCGCGUUGAACCAGGCGAAUUCGACCUCUUUGCCAAUGACGCAACCCUUUUUGUGGACAGUACGUCAGUAGCAUUCAUCCACCUAGAAUCUUUAGAAGCUCAUGAUACCUCUAGAAUGAUUCCAUUUGCACAUCGCGAGAACCCAGCCCAUUGUGACGUAUCUUCUGCCAGUAUUUUAAACCGUUCAUGGAACGGGACGCCUUACAGUAUGCUGUUUAGUCAGAAGCGGAUUCCUUUGCAGGAUUGUAAACAAGUCGUGUACACAUCCUUAUUGUCAAUCCAAGCAGGCAUUUCGGAGUAUUCGUUGUUGGAAAACGAUAAAUCUAGUCAAAAUAUCUCGAAUUUCCUACCUUCACAAACCCAAGUCAGUCUAAAUUCAACACAACUUACCCUUUCCGAAGAUGUAAUUAAUAAUGAUCCAGACAAAAAGAUUAAUAUGCAAUCAGGUGACACACAGGCGCUUGGACCAGAUCCGGAGACCUGUUUAACUCAUACGCAAGUGUUUGGCGAGACUGAGAAGGAUCGAGUCCAAAGUGAUUCCUCUACACAAGCUUCACUUUGUACUCCUGGAUUCGGUCAUAAUCCCCAAGAUAUGCAGACGACUCAGGCCAACGCCAGACUUUCUGCGAACAAUAACACCGAUUUUUCCACGGAAAUGGUUGAUACACAGCUAGCGCUUCCAACUGACCCUCAAUAUCCAAGUGAGCCCCAGAAGGUGCAGUCGGCAAAUUUGAAUGGGAAUAUUUUGAUUUCGGAAUCUCGUAGACGUCUUAAGCGUCUCCGUCACGAUUCCGGUGGAAACUCGAACGCCGAGGCAGAUUUUGAAUACGCCUCAAGGCGCAGGACCUUCUUCAAGAUGACACAGGGCAUAGAAGGGGAUGGUGAGAUGGGGAAGCUGUCAGAUGAAUCACAAGCUAAAACUAUGCCCUCUGCCGACUUGGUCGACAUCCUGGUGGCGGUUGGUGAUGAAGGCGAGGAGGAAGAAGGAGGCGAUUAUCACAAUUUUAGCGAAAUAAAAGGUGUCGAUGGAGGGACUGAUUAUUCCUCUAACAGUGAAGUGGAAUGUCUCCACAUUUCCGAACGGGAGAAAAGCCGUCCCAAUGCAUUGUGCAGAUACAUGCCGAAGGACUUCAUCGAUGAAGAGGCCGAACUCUCAGGCGAUGAUGCGGAGCGCGCAAUUUACAUGGACGAGUGGGAGGACAUCGACGACGACUCUGCCACGUGCAGUCUGAAGGACUUUGUCGACGAUGAGAUAGACGAUCGGAAUGGCAAACUGCGACGCGAGGUGGAGCGCGUCUACAAUCGCAUCCAGAAUGACGAUGAUCAACGGCGAAUUCGCUAUCUUAAGGAAAUGUUUUUCGAAGACGGGGACCUCUAUGAGGAAGACGGAACAGUGCGGCGGCGUCGUUUUCGAUGGAGAGGCCUUGAAAAAGAAGAUCCAUUUUCCACUAGGAGGACAGAAUCGGAUGAAGAGAACGAAGAGGAUGAGGAAGAAGGAAAGGUGGGAGGUGCGGGUGUUUUCUCUGCUUUGGUGUCCAAAGGCACCGGUGUCAUGAGUCGUUGGCUACUGCAAAGCUCCUUGGGCUCCCUCUCUGAAAAGUUUCCCACUACUGAAUGUGUUAGUGGUAGUAGCAAAGAUACAGACACUCGCAGUUCAGUGGUUAAAUCCGUUGAUGGCACCAGCAUUAUGGAAUUUGGUGGUUCUUCGGAGAGUUUUGAGUGUUUUUUUCUCUGCAUCCACAGCAUGGCUCGAUUCUCAGUCGCUCGGCGACCCUUCUGCCUUCGUCUUCGAAGUCCAACGCAAAAGCCGCUCGCUGUGCACGCUCUCACGCCGACGAGGAGGUAG
This is a messenger RNA of Echinococcus granulosus, 3036 nucleotides long. RefSeq names its product Claspin. The transcript has 14 exons. Gene Ontology annotation, biological process: activation of protein kinase activity; mitotic G2 DNA damage checkpoint signaling; mitotic DNA replication checkpoint signaling. The coding region runs from base 1 to 3036 and encodes 1011 amino acids. The record is from RefSeq and is a predicted model, not a curated record. Lineage: Eukaryota; Metazoa; Platyhelminthes; Cestoda; Cyclophyllidea; Taeniidae. Gene Ontology annotation, molecular function: anaphase-promoting complex binding.